UAUGACAAAGGGAACGUGAGUCGAAGGAAAGAACACAAGUCUUCUCACAAGAAGCAGCGACUUGAUGGCGGAGGGGAUGACAGGACCUCUGCCUUCAGCCCAGAAAGAUUGCACAAGACUUCUUUUAAAGAGCAACUCCGAGAAGCCCCCAUGGCAGGGGGCAGCAAGGAGAAGCACAAGAUGUCAGAUGGCAGCAAGAAGGAGAAGAACCGAGAGAGCAGCACCUCCAGAAAGGAGAAGCUGCACACCACGCCGCACUUGGAAGAGUCUUUGGGCAACCAUGUUAAGAAACAAAAACAUCGGGACUUGGAAAAAAGCAAAUUGGAAAAGCCCAAGCUGGGCCUGGAGACCUCUAACGUGGAGCGGGAGAAACGGAGAGCUGAGAGUGACUCCUCAACUAGGAUUAAAGAAAAGGGGAUUCCUGGGAGCUUA
Molecule: messenger RNA, 432 nt
Organism: Antrostomus carolinensis (chuck-will's-widow)
Lineage: Eukaryota; Metazoa; Chordata; Aves; Caprimulgiformes; Caprimulgidae
Product: elongin-A-like
Exons: 1
Source: RefSeq, a predicted model, not a curated record